AGCUUUCAUUUAGCGUGCUGUCUCGACAGAGACCGUUCCAUAUACCCCGUGAUCUCCAAAACAACAUAACAAAAGUGGGGAAGAAACAUGGCGAGCGGAGAGGAGGCCACAAAACGCCCCUUGGUAACCUCCUCUUCGGUCGGCCUGGAGGAUCUCUUUCCUGCCGGGACCUCGGAGCAGGCGUGCGGGGACGGGAACCCGGAGCUCGACCGCUUGCGGGAACAUCUCCAAGCUUGGCUAUCGCCGUACGAGCCCCUGCUGCUGUGGGUGCAGAGGCUGCUGGUCUGGGAGAGGCCGCUGUAUAGCGUUUCAGCCGCCCUGACUCUUAACACUUUAUUCUGGCUUCUAUCCUCCACUUCCCUGCGGCCUCUGUUCCUGCUGAGUGUGUCUCUGCUGGGCCUGAUGCUGCUGGAGAGAUGGAAGCCUAAGUUACCCAUCAUUACAGUCCAACAUGCUGAGGCUGAACCUGCACAAAGCCCAACUUUGAGUUCGGAGCAUCAUCUGCUCAGCGUCCCAGAGCUCAGCCACCACCUCGCCGAGAGCUACCUGACCUGCUGCCUGUAUCUGCAGGAGACGCUGCAGUACAAACGCAAAAACCAUGGAAGGUUCUGUGUGAUGAUGUGCAGCGGCUGCUUUGUCCUCGCUGUGGUUGGACAUUAUGUGCCAGGAAUCAUGAUUUCAUAUAUCAUAGCCCUCAGCGUGCUGCUGUGGCCCCUGGUGGUGUAUCAUGAGCUGAUCCAGAGGAUGUACACUGGCUUGGAGCCGAUUCUGAUGAAACUGGACUACAGCAUGAAGGGCGACACUGAGCACCGGAAGCACGACAAGAGGAAGGUAAAAAAGGAGCUGGAGGAGGGGGAUGAGCCCAGAGCAGAAACAGAGAGUGAGAGUGAGGAAGAGGAGGAGGAAUUGUCCUGUUUUGCUCCAACGGUGGAUGUGAAAACGACAGCACUGGCAAUGGCCAUCACAGACUCUGAACUGUCGGAUGAAGAAGCGUCCAUAUUGGAGAGCGGAGGCUUCCCGGUCUCUAGAGCCACCACGCCUCAACUAACUGAUUUGUCUGAAGACCUGGACCAGUAGAGUUUCCAUAGCGACCCGGAGGAGGCCUACCUGCGGGAUCUUCCCGAGUUCCCCUCUGUGGAGGAGUUCCCCUCCAUAGAGCACAGUCUGCUUCACUUCCCCCCACGACCUCAGGGCGAUGGCGGCCAGUUGGACAAGGAACCGCUGAGCCCCGCCACGCUCCUCAUCCAGCACCUAGCGUCGCCUCUGCACUUUGUGAACACGCAUUUCAACGGACACGGACGGCCACCGGGGGAUGAGGAGGGCGCCCUGCCGGGAGCGGGGGUAAGGGAAGAGGCAGAGGCGAAGGCGAGUCAGGGCACACAGCGCUCCUUGGAGGCCCUGAGCGAGGAGAUAGUGAGCACGGCCAUCUCCACCGUCGUGCAGAACACUCUGUCGGCGCUGCUGCGCUCCGGCGAGGACCCCUCCCUGGCCGACUUCCUCCCGACUGAAACCCUACCGGGCGCUCUGGAGUCACCCAGCCAGUCCGCCGACACUAAGGUGGGAGCGCCGGAUCCGGACAGAGAUCCGGAGGACGGGGCUACGACGACAGAAAGCGCAGCUGGCGAAGAGCACCCGGAUGACACUCUAGUAGCAACUGAGGAAGAGGACUUUGAGCUUUUGGACCAAAGCGAACUGGAGCAGGAGGACGAGGGUCUGGACAGAGAGGUGGGGGGAGCAGAUCCAGAUCCAGACGCACCUCAGCAACCACAGUCAUAGCCCCACUGGUCCCCCUUCCAUCUGCGUUUGUUUUUAUUUGUACAUCAUAUCCAUAAAACCCCCUAAAUAUA
Molecule: messenger RNA, 1847 nt
Organism: Poecilia latipinna (sailfin molly)
Lineage: Eukaryota; Metazoa; Chordata; Actinopteri; Cyprinodontiformes; Poeciliidae
Gene: retreg2
Product: reticulophagy regulator family member 2
Exons: 9
Cellular component (GO): membrane
Source: RefSeq, a predicted model, not a curated record